Hypomesus transpacificus is the source of this 681-nucleotide messenger RNA. RefSeq lists its product as uncharacterized. The coding region runs from base 1 to 681 and encodes 226 amino acids. The transcript is spliced from 2 exons. Lineage: Eukaryota; Metazoa; Chordata; Actinopteri; Osmeriformes; Osmeridae. The record is from RefSeq and is a predicted model, not a curated record.
AUGAAAGCGCUCAGUGAACAGACUAACUUCACCCCAGGCGAGGUAGAAACUCUGAUGAAGUGUACCUACUACUCCCAACGUAAAGAGAUAAACCAAGGAACAGAUCUGCAAUCCCUCAUGGAGGAGUGGCCUUUUUUGUUCCAGGAGAUUGGCAUGACAGUCCACUUCCAAGAGCUCACUGGCAUAUCACUGAAAGAGACUUUCCUCACCAAUGUUGAAAAAAAGGGAAAACGGCUUCUGGACUUAAUGAGAACCUUUUGUGCAGGCAAGACCAAAAGAGUUCUUCAGGCUGUCACAAAGCUGGAAAUUCUGAGAGGACCGUUAGAGGGCUGCUCAGAAGAUGUCAAGGAUAUGAUACUCCUUCUUCUCUCGUACUUUAAUGAAAAAGAGGAGAACCUCUUCCACUAUGUGGAACAAACAUGUCUGGCAAAUGAAGUACAAGUGGAAAGCUUGCCUGUGACACCAUGCAUCAUUGUAUGUGGAACGUCUUGCUAUGCCUCAAGACAGUUUAUGCUAAGUCUAGAUGGCAAGGUCAUAGAUGACCACAUCCCCAACUUCAUCUCUGCCAUCUGUUUGAUGUUUGGAACCUACUACUGCCUCAAUAUCCAAUAUCCUGUGGAUCUGGGCUCCACACUUGAGGUGUUUCUUCAUGAUCAAUCCGGAGAGGGGCACAAAAGUUGA